UUUCCAAUGAACGCUUCCCGAGCCCUCUGCUUUGGGUCGGAUUACUCAGAGAAUGGCAGUGGUUUCGGCAAUGUCCUGGGUCCUGUAUUUGUGGAUAAGUGCCUGCGCUGUCCUGCUCUGCCAGGGAUCCUUCCAUCACACUUUCCAGCAGCAUCACCUGCACAGACCAGAAGGCGGAACAUGUGAAGUUAUAGCAGCACACAGAUGUUGUAAUAAGAAUCGGAUCGAGGAGAGAUCACAAACAGUAAAAUGCUCCUGUCUACCUGGGAAAGUGGCUGGGACAACACGGAACAGACCAUCGUGCGUUGACGCAUCGAUAGUCAUUGGGAAGUGGUGGUGUGAGAUGGAGCCCUGCCUAGAGGGUGAGGAGUGCAAGACAUUACCUGACAAUUCAGGGUGGAUGUGUGCAACCGGCAAUAAAGUCAAGACCACCAGAAUUCAUCCGAGGACCUAAUAAAGAGUCUUCUCACGGCAGCCAGUGACGGAUCCCCUGACAGACGGAGGACAAACAUCUUUAUAGUUUAAACCAUCUCCAGCUUUUACAAGCCAAGUGGAUUUUUUUUAAUUUGCACUUUAACUCUGUACUGGAGGAAACGACAGCAGCUUUCUUUGUGUGGACUG
Euleptes europaea (tarantolino) is the source of this 621-nucleotide messenger RNA. Its product is annotated as chemokine-like protein TAFA-1. Lineage: Eukaryota; Metazoa; Chordata; Lepidosauria; Squamata; Sphaerodactylidae. The record is from RefSeq and is a predicted model, not a curated record. Gene Ontology annotation, molecular function: receptor ligand activity. Bases 53 to 454 code for a protein of 133 amino acids. Gene Ontology annotation, biological process: regulation of neuroblast proliferation; neuroblast differentiation. The transcript has 5 exons.